Molecule: messenger RNA, 1646 nt
Organism: Punctularia strigosozonata HHB-11173 SS5
Lineage: Eukaryota; Fungi; Basidiomycota; Agaricomycetes; Corticiales; Punctulariaceae
Product: glutathione synthase
Exons: 4
Coding region: 1-1572 (523 amino acids)
Biological process (GO): glutathione biosynthetic process
Cellular component (GO): cytosol
Molecular function (GO): ATP binding; glutathione binding; glutathione synthase activity
Source: RefSeq, a predicted model, not a curated record
AUGUCGUCCCCGUCCUGGCCGCCCACGCUCACCCCCGAGCAGAUCUCCGCGCUAACGACCCUCGCCACGACCUACGCCCUCUCGCACGGCCUGCUCUACCUCCCCCCGGGCGCCCCGCAGCCCCCCGCGCCCACCUCCGCCAUCCACGCCCCGCUCUCUCUCCUCCCCAGCCCCUUCCCGCGCGCCCUGUUCGACCACGCGCACAAGAUCGCGAGCAUCUACAAUGUCCUGUACGCCCGCAUCGCGAUGGACUGGGCCUUCCUCGACGACGUGAUGGGCGCCGAGCGCGGCGCGGGCCAAGUCGACGCCUUCGUCGGCGAGCUCUGGCGCGGCUGGAAAUCGAUCCGGGACGACUACCCCCAACCUCUCCACCUCGGCCUCUUCCGCUCCGACUACCUCCUGCACACCUCGGACGGCGACGGCGGCGCCCCGCCCUCUCUCAAACAAGUCGAGUUCAACACGAUCUCGUCCUCCUUCGGCGCGCUCUCGGAACGUGCCGCGGCGCUGCACCGCUACCUCCUCGCCGCGACGUCGUCCUACUUCGGCGCCUCCCCGGGCGUGCUCAAGCCCGACAACUUCCCUCCGAACGAGACGACGCGCGGGUUGGCCGAAGGUCUCGCCACCGCGCACGCGGCGUACGGCAACCCAGACGCGUCCAUCCUCUUCGUCGUCCAACCCGGCGAGCGCAACGUGUUCGACCAACGCUGGCUCGAAUACGAGCUCCUCGAAAGACACCACAUCCGCGUCCUCCGCCAAACCCUCUCCGACCUCUCCGCCUCCGCCUCCCUCUCCCCCACCACCCACGCCCUCCUCCUCCACCCCUCCCACCCCCCGUCCCCACCCACCGAGAUCUCCGUCGUCUACUUCCGCGCCGGCUACACCCCCUCCGACUUCCCCCACCCCGCGACCUACACCGCCCGCCUCCUCCUCGAGCGCUCCCGCGCGAUCAAAUGCCCCUCGCUCCCGCUCCAGCUCGCCGGCGCCAAAAAGGUGCAACAGGUCCUCACCCUCCCCGGCGUCCUCGAGCGCUUCCUCCAACCGCCCCACCCCGGCAAAACGUACCGCGACGACGAGCUCGCCGACCUCCGCGCGGGCUGGAUGGGCAUGUGGGCGCUCGACGACGACGGCGGCGUGGAUCGCGCGCGGAAGGAGGCGGACGGGCUCGUGCUCAAACCCCAGCGCGAGGGCGGGGGCAACAACGUCUACCGCUCCUCCAUACCCGGAUUCCUGGACGCCUUGCCCCGGGAAGAACACAAAGCGUGGAUCGCGAUGGAGCUCAUCCGCCCGCCCGACGGCGCGGGCAACUACCUCGUCCGCGCCGGCGGGAACGGGAACGGGAACGGGAACGGGGACGGGGACGGGGGAGGCGGCGCGGUGAAGGCGGACGUGGUGAGCGAGCUGGGCGUGUUCGGGUGGGCGCUGUUCGGCGCGGGUGUGGGGGAGGAGGAGGAGGCGGGCGGGGUGAAGGAGGCGACGGCCGGGUGGCUGUUGCGGACGAAGGGGAGGGAGAGCGACGAGGGAGGCGUCGCCGCGGGGUUUUCGGUGCUGGACUCGGUGGUGCUCGUCGACUGAGGCGCGGGGCACCGGAGAAAAACAAAGAAGAACCGAUAUAGAACGCCGAGUGUGUAUCGUAAAACCCGCUCUUG